AUGGAUCACAAAACAUCCCACUUGCCGACAUGGCAGGAUAACAAAACCGCGAGCGAGAAGGACGGUUUCGCUGGACAUGAUGAGAAAUCGACGCUUUUGAACGACAAUACGAAAAAUCAACAGACGAUGGAUAUGCAGCAAAUCUUUAACAAUCGCCUUAUGCCCGUCGCAUUCGCUCUCCCGUGGGUGAUGGGGAUGUUAAUUUCGUGGAUCCCAUUCACCAAGAUCUCUCUUUACAACGCCCCCGAUUUCCUUAUUCUCGCCGCUCUCAUCAGCACCCUCGAGGUCCUCAGCAUCGUCGCAGUCUUUAUCUUCACAUCCCUCCGCCCCUCAGCGCUCGACACCGAACCCAGCCCCAGCACGACGACUCUCAAAGAGAAAUUCUUCCGUGCCUGGUUCUGGUUUUUGUUCAUCAGUCCAUUUAUCACAGGAACCAUGGUCGUUUUGAUGGCGAGCGACAUUUCAUGCGAUCCGGAAGAUGAUCUGGAUAUGCAUCAGCCAAUCUGCCAAGUUGGCAUUCGUCUCAUUAAAGCGACUGCUUUAUGUCGCGCUGGAAUUAUUGCGACAUUUCUCUUUGCUACAUCUUCAUAUUUAGAACAACGACCUACGAAGCGCUGCACCGACUCGAACUCUGCAUGA
Molecule: messenger RNA, 639 nt
Organism: Fusarium fujikuroi IMI 58289
Lineage: Eukaryota; Fungi; Ascomycota; Sordariomycetes; Hypocreales; Nectriaceae
Exons: 3
Coding region: 1-639 (212 amino acids)
Source: RefSeq, a predicted model, not a curated record